ACGCAACAACAACUAGACCCAUGCACUAGCUAUAAGAGGAAGCUAGUACAGUAGUCUCUGUAUGGACAUCAUGGCAGAGGCGAUGAAGACACAAAGGCAUAUGUUGUCGGAGGUAGGAAAAGAAAAAGACAGCAAAAAAAAGCAAAAGACCAAAAAAGAGUCAGUCUCGGACUGGCCUUUACUCGUCUGUGAGAGCUUAAAGUUACAAAAGGAUUCAAAUCAGAUGCCGAGCUGGCCUUUUUUCUGUUGGACUAGUCAGUACUAACUUAUUAGUUGUCUUGCUAUGUUUUGUGUUGAGCUUGCUUAAUGUUUGAAUCCUUUAGGACAGUUGUCGACUCACUAGUUUUCAUUAUAAACAUCCCUACCAAUGUUAUUUAUGAAAGAAUUCGACGUAGGCUGUAACCUUAAUGGUGUCAUCCCUGUCUCACGGAGAUUUUGAGUGUCUAGUGAAACCCCUUCUGCCAUACAUGGCAUGAUCUUAAGUAUAAAUCUUUAGUCCACAUCACUGCUUUUUUCUGGCAAUGCACUUUUUUGGUGUUUUUCGAUUGUCUGCCAUUGCUGUAAAUUGCUUCUGACGAAAGGUCAAUUGACCUCUGAAGAUGACUUACAAAUGCAGCCACACUGAAAAUGACGUUGAAUACUGCAAUCACAGUAUUUCCAAAAACUGGUCUGUCUGUGUCUCCUCCCUCCCUUUGUUGCAUAGAUAUAGCAAGCCAGUUAAGCAGGAUCAUAUGAGACAGACAACUAAGAUAUAACGAUGAAUCGGAUCCGCAUCCACGUCCUGCCUUCCAACAGGGGGCGUAUAGUGCAGCCAGUACGCCCUGUUGAGCCUCAGACCUGCUCUUAUAGUCACCGUCCAUGCUCUCAACCACGCCUUGAUGGCCUUGAGUUCUGCAUCAAACAUGUGCUUGAGGACAAGAGCGCCCCUUACAAGCAAUGCAGCUAUGUCUCCAAUAAGAAUGGAAAGCGUUGUCCAAAUGCAGCCCCCAAGCCAGAAAAGAAAGAGGGGGUGGCUUUUUGUGCAGAGCACACCCAUAGAAAUGCACUGGCCCUGCAGGCACACCUGAGGAAGGCUUCCUCCGGUCCGUCCCCAGAGUUGCUUCUUUCCCAGCUGAGUAGUUAUGGCCAGAGCAACUCUGAAGUCUACAGUCUGGAGUGCACAGAUGAGGACAGCUGGAGUGAAGAGGAACAGGACCCUGUAGUUCUGGAUCAAACAUGGAGAGGCGAUCCAGAUAGUGAAGCAGACAGCAUUGACAGUGACCAUGACGACCCUCUCAAACACGCAGGUGUUUAUACAGCUGAGGAGGUAGCUCUGAUCACACGGGAGAAACUCAUCCGGUUGCAGUCCCUCUACAUUGACCAGUUCAAACGUUUACAACAUCUGCUAAAAGAAAAGAAGAGACGCUACUUGCAUAGCCGUAAACUGGAGCAUGACACCAUCAGCAGCAGCUUGUUGACUGGGCCAGAGGGUCUGUCCGUGAAGGAGCGGGAGAACCUGCGCAAGCUGAAGGCUCUGCGAAGAUACCGGUACCGCUAUGGUGUUGAAGCACUGCUCCAUCGCCAGCUCAGAGAGCGACGGCAGGCAGUCACGGAUGGAUCAUCACAGGCUCACUGUUUUCGCCUCAGUCAAAGGUGUAUCUCUUUCGUGGAGGGCACGCGCUGCUCCAGUCAGUGCCUCCCCAUGACCAGACACUGUGUGUCUCAUAUUUAUCAAGACAGCAGCCAGGUUCUAUUCAGGAUGUGCCCUGGUCUGAAGGAUAUGCCUUGUGAUCGCCCAGUUCACAUGGGUCAAUCGGAGGAACCUCACUGUCCACUGCAUUUGUCCCUGCCAUCGCCUAUGUACCGUCCUGAAGAAGCACCCCUGACACAGUCACCAUUGCUGCCCACCCCCUCUGAGCUGUAUCUGAGCACUGCUGAGCUGCAACCAACAGAAAACCUCCCCCUGGAGUUCAGUGAUGAUUUGGAUGUGGUUGGAGAUGGUCUGCAGUGCCCCCCCUCCCCACUGCUCUUUGACACCGCACUGGCUCUAGAGGACCAGAGCAUACGCGCCAUCGCCGAAGCCCCAAUGGAUAUCCUGACAGAGGUGGAGUCAUCUGAACUGGAUGUCCGUGUCCCAGGAGCAGAUAUCUUGGAGAGGGAACAGGGAUCUGCGGAAGAGAAGAUUCUCUCAGGAAGGAAGGAGACCAGAGAACCAGCAGGGACAGCCCAGCAAAACUCAACACAGAACUUGCAAGCCAAGGGACACAGGACAAGGGUGUAGCCUGUACCCCAUGAUGGAUCAAAGGACAGAACGUGCUUGUUCUAAAUCUACUGCUUCCUGUCUCAUUCCCCCACAACUUUCAAACGUCUCACUAUCGGAAAUUGAGAGCUUUCAAUUCACCUGUUCUUGUGUGGCUGUUGGAUUUUGGGAUGCAUCACUUUGAGCAUGACAUGUUAUUCCCUCUGUACAUUGCACUGCAAAGAAAUCCUGUCUUAAUCUUAACCGCUUCAAUUAGGUUCUUGUCUGAAAAAUUAUUUUAAUGUUUGUUUGGAAUUGAAUCACCUAAAUGUAAAAAUAUUGUUGCUGGGCCGUAAAAAAGGGUGGAAAAGUAUUGGCUUUGUUAUGUAUUUGAAGCAGAAGGAAAAGGCUUUUGGAGUUACCGUGCUUUUUAGUAUUAAUAGUGAUUGCAUGUCAUUUGAAAAUAACAAUUUUAGAUUGUAUUUGUUUAAAGAAAAGGGAAGAUGUGUGCUUAUUUUCAGUGCACAAGUAUCCACCAAUACAAGCAAAUUUAACACUGUUUAAAUUCUGUUAUAGGGUGGAGGGAUAUUUGCAGGUACCUACUAACUGUAUAAAACCAUCUGUCUCUUAACGUCCCGGCAUCCUAAUACACUUACAUAGUAGGGGUACAGUUGAAUAGUCAGAAAAUGGGAGGUACAGUAGUCAAGACUGAAUCCAGGACGAUUUUGAGACCAAGGCAUCUAGUUUGGUGGUGGGAAAUGGGGUGGGGAUUACUGUAUUCUGCCCCGGUGGAUUGUGUUGAGCUUCAGCCAUUUCUUAAAUACAAAUCAAAAUUUUGGUUGAUCUGGUCAAUAAACAUCACCUUAUUCCCAUUA
Molecule: messenger RNA, 3093 nt
Organism: Clupea harengus (Atlantic herring)
Lineage: Eukaryota; Metazoa; Chordata; Actinopteri; Clupeiformes; Clupeidae
Gene: kansl2
Product: KAT8 regulatory NSL complex subunit 2
Exons: 10
Coding region: 758-2260 (500 amino acids)
Cellular component (GO): NSL complex
Source: RefSeq, a predicted model, not a curated record